Molecule: messenger RNA, 737 nt
Organism: Spirodela intermedia
Lineage: Eukaryota; Viridiplantae; Streptophyta; Magnoliopsida; Alismatales; Araceae
Source: the annotation of a GenBank genome assembly
AUGGUCGAUGGAGGGACGGAGAGCGGGAGGAAGAAGCGAGCGAAAAUCCCGGUGAGUGUCCGCUCCUUACUUGAUGGCUGUGGAUUCGGAAGUACUGCAGAUGCUGAUAUUUCAGUUGUUUCUCCAAGGAGAGCUUGGCAGCGGGGCAGGAGAUGGCGGCGGGAGAGGAAGGAAGUUCAGGAGUGGUAGAUGACGAGGUUGAGGAGGAGACGCAGCCUAGGAUUUCCUGCUCGGAGGAAAUUAUGGAGCGCAUUAGCCAGAUCUUUGUGAAGAUGGAGCACUUUACACUGCAGGUCACAAUUUGGGGCUCCGUUGGAUCAUCCUCCUCCUUGUGAAUCUUCUCCUCUGAUUUCAUUAACUCCUCUGUUGAGAAGGUCGAUAUGCUUGUUUCUGUACGCGUCUACAUUUCCUUUAGGUCUCUGAGAUGCUCGAAGCGGGGAAGGCAAUGUUCAAAAACGUCAGCACGGAGUUCGAGGAGCGUCUGAUCGCGUGAGUUUGCUCUCUCUCUCUCCCCCCUUCACCCCACUUCUCUGUCCUCUGCAAAGUGUCAACGUGCUUCCUGCUCUAUUUUCGUACCUUGCUUUCCUCCGUUUCCCAGCAUUCACAGAGAGCAAAUCGAGAAGUGGGAUGAGGAGAUCAGGGAGCUCCGUCUGCUCGAUACGGCAAACGAGGAAGCCAGCGCGUUGCUCCAAAAAGUCCGAUAUCAUCUCGUUCACAACGUCCAGAUGGGACUCUGA